Molecule: messenger RNA, 963 nt
Organism: Triticum aestivum (bread wheat)
Lineage: Eukaryota; Viridiplantae; Streptophyta; Magnoliopsida; Poales; Poaceae
Exons: 1
Coding region: 203-559 (118 amino acids)
Source: RefSeq, a predicted model, not a curated record
UUACCUCUCACUACUAGCAAGUUUCAGAAAGCAAAUUACGUAGGUGUAGCGUCCAUAAAAGAUGCACCACACCACAGCCACAUCAACGUACGACGUCGUCAAAAGACAAAUUCAUUGAUGUAACCCGAUCGAAAGGAGACUAGCUACACAUGCGCAAAGCUUCGUAGAGGGGCACGUCUUCUCUGGCUGCCUCAGAUGUCAGAUGGUCAUGCGCGCGAAUUCUACCGCGAGGCUGCCAGCCCUGGGAUCUACCGGUGCAAGGCUGCAAGAGCUCAAGCUCGAGGCAAGGACGUCGGCGAGAGGGUGUUGCUGCUGCAUCGGCCCCGGGGAAGCUGGCUCCGACUCCACUACAUCAGGCAGCGGCGCCGGCCGGCAGUGCCCCUCCUCCGCGAACCCCGUAGCGGCGUUCUUCAUGAACUCCGUCCAGUAUUCUUGGGCCUUCUCUGGGCUGCUCUUGGCGGCCUUCUUUCUGAAGGCCGUCCAGCUGCGCAUCCAGUCGCGGCCGAGGAGCUCGUCCUCGUCGCGGUGGGAGAGUGCGGCGAGGGCGGUGUGGAGGUAGCACACCUCGCGCUCCGCCGACAGGUGACGCCACCGGGCGCGGCAGAGGCUGCGGGAGCGGCCCGGCAUCCGGCGUGCCACCCGGCGCCAGUGGCGGAAGCCGUUCUCCCUCGCGAGCCGCUCCAGGCGCGCGUCUUCCUCGGCCGUCCACAGCAGCCUCAGGCGCACGGUGGACAUCGAUCUACCUCCUCGGCCGAAUCGAGACAUCGAGGAGUUGCCGAGGCCGUUCUCCCUCGCGAGCCGCUCAAGGUACGCGUCCUCUGCCGCCGUGCACCCGCGCUGCAGCCUCAGGCGCACGCUCGACAUUGAUCGAUCGAUCUCCUCGGCCGACGGCGGUGUCUCCGCUCGCCGGCGAAAUCGAGACCUGCGCGUGGGCACCGGCCCAGAAGCUGAGCACGAGGACUU